GUAGAGGUUACCUAAAACCUAACCUAACCUAAAAUUAGUAGAGGUUACCGGCGUCACAGUUCAAAGAUUAUCGUGUUUUUCUUUACAAGGCACUCGGGCGUAAUUGUUUUGUAAUAAAUAUUGAGGGACCGUGCACUUGUUUUGUAGUAGUAUCUAGAAACUCGGCUGGAUUGGGGCGUUUGUGUUUUAUUCACUUAGUCCUACUAAAAAGAAAAUGACCACCCACUGGAACUACCCCGAUCCCGCCCUGCAGGAUGAGCUCCGCAAGAUCGCCAACGCCAUCGUGGCACCCGGCAAGGGCAUCCUGGCCGCCGACGAGUCCGUCUCUACCAUGGGCAAACGUCUAGCCGAUAUCGGCCAGGAGAACACCGACGAGAACAGGCGCAAGUACAGGCAACUGCUGUUCACCACUUGCCCCACCAUCGGCGACUACAUCUCGGGCGUCAUCCUGUUCCACGAGACCCUCUACCAGAAGGCCGACGAUGGCACCCCCUUCACCGAGCUGUUGAAGGAGAGGGGAAUCAUUCCCGGCAUUAAAGUUGAUACCGGAGUCGUCCCGCUUCUCGGAAGCAAUGACGAGUGUACCACUCAAGGUUUGGACGAUCUGGGAAAACGCUGCGCCCAGUACAAGAAGGACGGGUGCCACUUCGCCAAGUGGCGUUGCGUGCUCAAGAUCAACGAGCACACCCCCUCCGUGCAGGCCCUGAUCGAGAACGCCAACGUGCUGGCCCGUUACGCGUCAAUCUGCCAGGCCAACAGGAUCGUGCCCAUCGUCGAGCCCGAGAUCCUACCCGACGGCAACCAUAACACCGAGCGGUGCCAGAAGGUCACCGAGACGGUGCUCGCCUACGUGUAUAAGGCCCUGGCCGACCACAACGUCUUCUUGGAGGGCACCCUCCUCAAGCCCAACAUGGUGACGCCGGGUCAGGGAGCCGCCGCCAGGGCGAGCCCCGCCGAAAUCGCCAUCGCCACUGUCACCGCUCUCCAGCGCAGGGUGCCAGCUGCAGUGCCCGGCAUCACCUUCCUGUCCGGGGGUCAGUCCGAGGAGGAGGCGUCUGUCAACUUGGACGCUAUGAAUAAAUUGCAGGUGAAGAAACCGUGGGCCCUCACCUUCAGCUACGGCCGCGCCCUCCAAGCGUCCGUCCUCCGCGCCUGGCAAGGCAAGGACGAGAACGUGGCCGCCGCCCAGCAGGAACUGCUGAAACGUGCAAAGGCCAACAGCCAGGCGUCUUUGGGGACGUACGCGGCGGGCAGCGUCGAAGGAAAGGCCGGAGAUGCUGGACUCUUCGUCAAGAAUCACGCUUAUUAGGAGCGGGAUCGGCGGCGCACGCACGCACACUAAAUCUUUAGCGUUUUAGAGCCGAGCGUUUACCUCGGGGAAACAUCCAAAUUAAAUUGUGAAACACAUAAUUUUAUGUAUAUAUCGCUAGGUGUACUAAGUUCAGCAGUUUUUUAUUGUUAGGCUCUUUAUUAUCGAUUGUACCUUUUAUUUAUAAAUCCGGAGGUUUGAUCUAUUUGUAAAUGGUAUUUUUUAUUGAUCGUCGCAUGGUUAUAGAACAAAUGUAUGUCGUGUAUGAAAAUUUUAAGUAAUAAAUGUAUUAAAUGUUA
Anoplophora glabripennis (Asian longhorned beetle) is the source of this 1608-nucleotide messenger RNA. Its product is annotated as fructose-bisphosphate aldolase. Gene Ontology annotation, cellular component: cytosol. The record is from RefSeq and is a predicted model, not a curated record. The transcript has 7 exons. Gene Ontology annotation, molecular function: fructose-bisphosphate aldolase activity. The coding region runs from base 215 to 1309 and encodes 364 amino acids. Lineage: Eukaryota; Metazoa; Arthropoda; Insecta; Coleoptera; Cerambycidae. Gene Ontology annotation, biological process: fructose 1,6-bisphosphate metabolic process; glycolytic process.